Molecule: messenger RNA, 1285 nt
Organism: Athene cunicularia (burrowing owl)
Lineage: Eukaryota; Metazoa; Chordata; Aves; Strigiformes; Strigidae
Product: ankyrin-3-like
Exons: 11
Coding region: 1-1209 (402 amino acids)
Biological process (GO): regulation of gene expression
Cellular component (GO): nucleus
Molecular function (GO): POU domain binding; DNA binding
Source: RefSeq, a predicted model, not a curated record
AUGUUGCAAACAGCCUGCAUGAGUCCUGAACUCCUGGUCAAUCAAAACAGUGAAAAUGAAACCUGUGGCUAUAGUCCAAGCCAGGGAUCUCCCCUCCCUGGAGAAACUGCCAGUCCCAAAAGCUAUUUUCAACAGAGCCCAUCGUUGCCAGACUCUGGAUUAACUGAAUUCAACGUUGCAAGUCCCAAGAUCCACCCUCCUUCACGCAAACCUCGAGAGAUGUCCGCUCCCACCGACUCUGGACUUAGCUCUGAUCCCCCUCAGAAGCGCUACAUGGGUGUGAGAGUAAAGAUGCCAGUACGGGAAUUACUGAGAAAAAUUCGGCUUUCCAAAGGCCUGGACCCAGCUCACAGCAAGGAAGCCUCAUUAACGAAGACGGUAACCAAAGGAUCCUCAGGAAAAACAGAAAAGAGAAGAGUUCACCCUUAUACAGAGAAACAACUUAGACAGGUAUGCAUAACACCUUCAGCCCCGCGCUGCCAGCCUCCCCAGGCACUGCUGCACAAGGCUGUUGCUCAGGGAAGACGAGCUCUGACUUACGCACUCGCACAGAGAUUUGCAUCCCUAAAUAAGAUCAAUGAGAAGGAUGCGGAGGAACGGACUGCACUACAUCUUGCUGCAGAGAAGAACCAACACCUGAUGGUGAGCGACCUGAUAUCCCUAGGAGCUAAUGUCAACGAACAGGAUAGUUUGGGGAAAACUCCACUCCAUCUGUGUGCAGAGAACGGCUAUUUGAGAGUUUUAGAGGUUUUGAAAAACUGCAAAACCAACGGCGUGUACGUGGAGGUGAAUCUGACGGACCAUUACGGUUUAACGCCGCUACACUGUGCUGCUCUCGCCCACACUGUCUUAGUUACAGAAUCUCAAAAGGCUGACAUCAAUACUGACACGGGAAGGUUUCUCAGACUCCGCAAAGAUCAAAUCCUUGAGGGAAUCAACUGCUUACUACAAAUGGGAGGGAAGCCCGAGGUGCAGGUACUAAAUUCACAUCAAGUCACCACGACCUGUUUAAAAAUUGAGGAAAACACAGAACUUAUGUGUUUGCUUCAGACUCAUAAACCUAAAGGAGAGAACAUUCUUCAAGAGAGUUACAGUCUGCUGGAUGCUCCGAGAAGAACGCCCAGUCCCUCAUCACCAGAUAACUUUGCUGAACUUUUCCCUGUGUCAUCUUCAGACCUCUUGGAUGUAAUUCUUAAAGGGAAAUGCUGAUAGGGCUUGUUAUCAUCUGCAUCUGAUGGUCCGUGUGCUGCAACUGUUGCUGAAGAACAGAGAACAGACAGUAAAA